CAAUCACACUCGAUUUCUUUAAGACGCGUAACGUAGGAACAGAAGGGUCUUCUUGAAGGCACACUGUACAAGGUUGUUGCUGCAGAAAAAUCAUAAAUGGGGGUGCUGUCAGCACUGAUGCGGGGGCUCGUGAGAGGAGCUGACAGAAUGGCAGAGUUCACGAGUAAGCGUGGCCCUAGGACAUUCUACAAGAGCAGAGGAGCCAGACCCACUGGAGUGCUCACCUCUAGCAGAAAAUUCAUACCUGUACGGGCCAUGAUACCAGAGUUUGUGGUGCCUAAUUUGGAAGGAUUUAACCUGAAACCCUAUGUAUCAUACAAGACCCCAGAAGGAACAGAGCAGCCCAUGACUCCAGAGGAGCUCUUCACUCAGGUGGUGGCUCCACAGAUUGAGAGAGACAUCGAGGAGGGUGUGUUCAACAAGGACAAACUUGAAAAAUACGGGUUAGAGAAAACGCAAGAGGGAAAGUUGUUCAAGUUGCACCCCAAGAACUUUGUUCGUUAAGUAGACUUUUUUUUGUGUGUUUCAGAGAUUUGAAAUAGACUUAAAACACACUUGUGUGAAUAUGGAUCUUCAUCUAGAUAAAUAUUUACUAUAAAAGUCAAGUCAGUUUUUCAGAAAUGCACUUAAAACUGACAUUCUUUAAAUUUUCAGUUUGCCUGGGUCUUCUGAUAUGUCCAGACCAUGUCAAAACCACAUCAAUUUCAAGUGAAACUCCUUAGAGAAAAACUAUUUUACAAAAAUAAAUGGAUAUGUGUUUAUUAA
Messenger RNA from Myxocyprinus asiaticus (Chinese sucker), 765 nucleotides. RefSeq names its product 39S ribosomal protein L41, mitochondrial. Gene Ontology annotation, cellular component: mitochondrial large ribosomal subunit. Gene Ontology annotation, molecular function: structural constituent of ribosome. The transcript has 2 exons. Gene Ontology annotation, biological process: translation. Lineage: Eukaryota; Metazoa; Chordata; Actinopteri; Cypriniformes; Catostomidae. The record is from RefSeq and is a predicted model, not a curated record. Bases 97 to 504 code for a protein of 135 amino acids.